AUGUGUGCAAGCUCCCCCCACCGCCGGCUCCAGCGGGUCCGCUGGACCAUGCCAAGCGAAGGAGCCACUGAGGAGGUGAGAGGCAGCCGGCUGGAUCGAACCCAAGUAGCCCGCUCGAGGGCAGUCAGAGUCGACCCACUUUUCCACCCAAGGGAAAGAAGCCCGCUGGGGGAACGGAGGCCCCCUCCGGACGGCUUCCCCGGGCUCCCUAUUCCCUGGUACCGCUGCGCCCGCUCCCCCGAGCCAGCCAGGGUCCAGCCUCACUCUGCAAGCCAGAGCCGGCGCGGCGCGGCGCGGCGCAAGGACCCCUUAGCACUGCAAAAGCCGCAGCUGGUGCACCGCUGCUCCUUCCACAGGCGCCCUGCGCAGCGCAGUCACGCUCCCUCGGCCGCCGGCGGCGCCCCCCAGCCCAGCCAGAGCCGCGCUAUCCCCACCCGCACCGUGCCCAUCAGCGACGCCGCGCAGCUACCUCAUGACUAUUGCACCACGCCCGGGGGGACGCUCUUCUCCACCACACCGGGAGGAACCCGAAUCAUUUAUGAUCGAAAGUUUCUAUUGGAUCGUCGCAAUUCUCCCAUGGCUCAGACCCCUCCCUGCCAUCUGCCCAAUAUCCCAGGAGUCACCAGCCCUGGCACCUUAAUUGAAGACUCCAAAGUAGAAGUAAACAAUUUGAACAACUUGAACAAUCAUGACAGGAAACAUGCAGUUGGGGAUGAUGCUCAGUUUGAGAUGGACAUCUGACUGUCCUGAGAGCAUCAGAAGAAAAGCAGCAACACUGAUACCUGUGUGUACCUGAUUUGGCUGAUAGGAUCAACAGUGCAAAGACCGAAGAGGCAGUACCAGCAGUCCCCGUUGCAGUCUCCACCUCCUCCUCUUCCUCCGGGUGCCAAAGGAUGCGAAGAUGAGCUGCAUCUGAUCAUUUCUUCUCCCUGUUUCCUAUUCCCCUUCCCAGUUAGACAGUUAGAUUGAAGGCCCUUGGCAUAUUUCUGUAGAACUAAGAGCGCACAGAGGAAAACAGUUAACUCUGGUUCCUGUCCACCCUGCCCCAUUUUUUUUUUAAUCCCAAGUCAACCUACCAAUUACUGGCUGGCUGGGAAGUCUGGGGAAGUGAUAUGGAGUUUUGAUGUGUUCAGCAUCAUUCAUAUUCUUACCCUCUGUCUCUCUCACCCAUGUUUCAGUGCUGCAAGAAUCUGGAUUUGGGGGCUUGAAAACCAUUAGAGGGAAAUGGUAAACAGGAAGAGAGCUGCUUUCCCUUUACCUUGAAGUGUUUGUCCUUGGGGACAGAGCACAGUUUGUACAAUUCUAGUAGCAUUACCCUGUGGCACUGUUCUGAGGUCCAUUUCCCCUCCUUCCUCUGGGAGGAAUGUCUUGUCUUUAGUAUUAACAUUUCAUCUUCCCGUUCCUUUACUUAGCACAGUUGUGCAACAAUUUCGUUACAUCAGAAAAGAGUCCUCAGUAACUAGCUGUUCUUUCCUCCUUUUCUCCCGUUCCUCCCUGCUUGCAUCUCAUUGCUUGCAGUCGUUUUAUACUCUGAGCUCUCUGGGUGAUUUCAUCUGCUCCCAGAGCAGGCCCGUACCACGUGACAGAGGCACUUCGGAUAUGACCGAUCAUAGUAUUCUGCAGGGGGAUAACCCAAGAAUGACCUCGGAAGACAUUGAACCCUCUGAGUACCCAGGCUCAGUAGUCAUUAUUUUUCAGUCCAGUGAGCAUUGUGAUAUUUGUUGUCUCUGAUUGUAGUUUCUUGAAUUUUAAGUUUAAAGUUGACUUUCAGAAUCCUCUUAGAAAAGAUCUAAACUUUUUUCCUUUGUGGACCUGCUUUCUUUGGCUGCUGAGAUAGACAAACAUGGGCUUAAAAAUGUGUUCCUCCCAGUUUGCUUGCCCUUCACAUGGUACUCUGAAUUUCCUUUUCCUUCACUGCCUCCCUCCCUCUCUCUCUCCUUCCCUUUUCUCUGCCAGGCCAUUUUUUAAAUAGACAUCGAAGAUACCUCAAAUGUUGGUAUCUGAUAAUAUCUGUCUCUCUUCUUAUCUGAGGAGUGACCUUUUAUUUUUAAGAUGAGUACAGACCUAUUUUUACAUAAGUUUUCAGUACAAUUUUGAACAGCAACUUUUUAAUUACACAUCUUCCGGUGUUAGGAAGGUGAGAAAUGUCCCUAGGCGAGUCUGCUGUUCCAUGUCACCAUCCCUUGUCUCCCCUAGUCCCUUAAGAGCUCUUUUCCUUCUCCUAGUUUUGGGUGUGCAUGUUUGGAGUUUGUAGUGGGUGGUUUGUGAAACUGGACCAUUCUGCCUUCCCUGGGUCCUUCACGAAAGCCUCAUUCUUUUCCCUUACCCUUUGCUGCUUCAUUCCCCCCCACCCCCCACCCCCGCACGCUGCUGUUCUGACUAUUAACUGGCACAGUAAUCCUGGGAGAGUGACUACCCUCAGAGAAAGACAAGUAAAAGAGCCACUGAUGUCCUGGGAAUUUCUGGUUGGAUUUGGUGCCCUGAACCCUCUUAUUAAGAGAUCAGAUCCUGGGGUGAGAAUAACAGACCAACUGGCUAAGAAAGCAAGCUGUUUGUUUUUCUUUUGAGCGAUGAAAAGACCUUGUUUGCGAAUACAUUUUAGACAGAAGAGAGGAAGAAUGUCUGAGGAACUUUGUUCUGUUUUCUGCUACAAAAGGUGAAUAGUUCAAAGAGUGAAGCCUUUUGUGAUGGUUGACGUCUCAGGAAUAAGCUGGAUCUCCAAAGUUUUGGAGAUGCUUUCAGUCUCAAAAAUUGAUGAUUAGAAAAUAUUUUUUUGUAUAUUUGUUUAAUGUGUUCCUGUUCUGAUUUUAAUUAAACUCCAAAUUUCACUUUAUAUACUCUUGGAAAAACUUAAGGUGCAUCAGUAACUUGCAUGAGAAGCUUGUUCAGGAUCUCAUUGUCCUCUGGGAGCUUGAUUCUUUGGGAAUGAAGCUUUCAUUUUUCUCAGACCCUGGCCUUGGUGUCCUGUGGAAUCUGACUCAACUACAGCUGGUCAGUGUUAGUGAGCAGAAGUGCGUCCCCUGUUUGGUCUUGACUGCUAUGCGUGAAAACUUGGCUUCCUCACUGAGCAACAAGGAGUGAAUUUAAAAGAUGUCAGUCAGCUUGAGUAGUCUCAAGAUGCUGUGUUCCCCUUUUUUGCUACCUUGAGGAACUUCUGCAGGUGGCCCCCUAAUCAGAGGCCAUAUUUCUAGUACUUCUUGGGCGUGUCAGCUGUAUAAUAUAGCAGCUUUCCAGUCCUUUAGCUGUCUCUGUAAGGACCUCCAUACUGCUUGGUGCAUUUCUUUCCUGGAGGCCACUGCUACUAGAGAUACUUUGGUCUCCAUAAAUCGAUGCUUUAAAGAUAAUUUCACGAGGCAGUAGAUAAACUUCCAACAGAUGACAACUUUGUGCGAUGCCUCACAGAAGCAUUUUCAGGGCAAGCCAGAAUCCAGUGGGUGGCUUACUCCUGGAUGUUUGGAAAGAAUCUCCCAGUUGAACCCCUAAAUGAAUAACCUAUCCGGGCCUUUUCUUGGGGAGGGAACACCCUUAAGGGUAUCAUUGAGUGAGAUGGUUCUUAAAAUCUUAGUGAUCUUUUGUACUUUCCUUUUUAUGAGGAGAACAUGUUUCUGUGCUUGUGGGGACAAUCCAUCUUCAUGAGAAAUGACCUUCCUUCCAGAUUCCAGCAGGAGACAUGCAUUGUUGUGACUCUACCUCCUUCAUAGGGUGGUGGUACACUGAGUUCACCACUUUCUCAUAUUCUGUUUAUAUGGCUAUAAUGUGCUCAAGAGCACAGUUUAGAGAAGCUGGCUUCUAGCUAUUAGGCUUCCAAGCCAAGAGUUUCGUCCUUUCACCUGUUAUCUGUUGCUAUGUAACAGGUUACCCCCAAACUAAAUCUUAAAAGAGCAAGCAUUGGCGGUUUCUGUGGGUUAGGAGUUGGGAACCAGCUUAGCAUGAUGGUUCUGGCCCAGGAUCGUAAGAAAUUGCGGUCAAAACAUCAGCAAAGUCUACAGUCACCUGGGGUUUGAGAAUCCACUCCCAGACUCUUUGUGGCUAUUGGCAAGAUACCUCAAUCUCUCCCUAUGUGGGUCUCUUUUGUCUCUUUUUAGAGCAGUGUGAGUCUCCUCAUACCAUGGCAGCUGGCUCCCCCUGAGCGAGUGAUUCCAGAGAGAGGGCAAGGAGGACUCUGCAGUGCCUUUUAUGACAGUCUCUGAAAGCACACACCAUCACUCCUUCCUUAUUCUGUUCCUUAGAAGCAAACCACUAAGCCCAGCCUAUACUCAAGGGGACGGGAAUCACACACACCCUACUGAAUGGAGCAGUAAGAAUCUGUGGAUAGAUCUUAAAACCGCCUCACCCCCAACAGAAGGUGAAACCAGAUCAACAAGGGGCGGGGGUAGGUUAAAACUAGAUGAUAUACUGAGAGAGGUGGUGUUACUAAAAACAAUUCUCUAAGAUGUGCAUCAGCAAACAAAAAAAGACUCCCCAUGGCCACCUGCCUGUUUUGAGAGGGGUGAUGAGAAAAGGCAGUUCCCGGGAGGAUGUAUCUAUACGUUUGCCUGAUGUAUACUACCAGCGGUCCAGGGAUGCUUUUUGCAAGUCCUUGGCUUGGGAUCUCUAAGGCUCGAUACCAUUUACUCGUUAUCUCCUUUAGCCAGGAAUUGACAAAGGGAAGUGAAUCCUUCUAGUUGAGCCACGUAAGUGGACUUUGAAUCAGAGUUGUCAAGCAAAGGGAGCAAAUGUGUAUUAGAUGUUGGUUACUGGGCUGAAGAAAAGCCAACCGUUUAGAUUCAGGGUGAAAUAGCUGAUAGCAUCCGGAAGCCAGGUGUGUGCCAGAGUCCAUGCUUAGCACCUGCUCUUGCCAACCAUACCAGCUGAAGCAGACUUGGGUCGGGUGUCACCCAAGAAGCUGCUCGAUAAAGUAGGGGACAUCUGGGAAUUAGAAACACCUGUCUGUGCUUGAUUGUUCAGGUUAACUGUGUGCUCACCUCAUCCUGAGCUUUCUGAUGGAAAUGAGGUCUUAAAGAGAACCAGCCGUAUCUUCACUCUGGAGAGAAACUUAGAUGAGGCUUGUCAGUUCAGCACCUUCUUAGUGAAUGUCUGCUCUGUGUUUCUGGCACCUGUGUGCAACCAAGCUUUGGAGAGUUCAGACAUCUUAAGGAUGUAAAUUCUUGUUUAACUUUAUACUCCACCUUUUGCACUUACCUAUAGCUGUGCUUGCUUUAGAGUAUACUUGAGUAAAAAGCAUUGCUGCUGAAGCAGCUAUUUUAAAAAAAGUACUUCUCCCAGAAGUAAGGAACUCAUCUUUAAAGCACCUUCAAAUGAAUUUGUUUCCUUCUAAUUUUUUUCAUAACAGUCGGUCUUUUAUAUUUGCUGUUGGCUUACCAGCUCUUUGGAUCUCUGAGACCUUACCUUCCCAAUUCAAACAUUUCCAUUAGAAUGCAACCUGCUAGACAUUUGAGCUUUCACCCCAGAGGCUUUCAUUUGGCCAAUGCAUAUUGACUCCCUGCUUUGAAUCAAGGCACCUGGUGUAAGGGGCUCAUCGUGUUGGCAGCAGUAUCCCAGAAAUGGAAUCUUUUUCCAUUGUCCCUGUCUUGGAGACUUGAUGGGGAUUAGGUAUCUUGGCUGCUUGAAACCAAGGCCCUCAGCUCUUUGCAUUCCCCUCUAGACAGGAGGCCCACUGCUUUUCUUUACCUGGGUCAGAACUUUCCCCUCUUGGCAUGUUUCUCUACCACAUGCAUAUGGGCAGCUAUUUAUUAUCUGCGAAACCCAAUCUCUUACCCACCCAUGACAUCUGAGAGGAAGGAGUAUUUGUUUUAAAGAAGCACUGUUUCUUUGGGAGGGCAAUUUCUAUCUGGACUUUGAAAGGGGCAUAGUUACUGUGCAUUACUACCCCCCACUACCACGAAAUUCUUUCCCUCUCUCUUUUAAUAAAAGGUGGCAUUAGACUU
Molecule: messenger RNA, 5927 nt
Organism: Vicugna pacos (alpaca)
Lineage: Eukaryota; Metazoa; Chordata; Mammalia; Artiodactyla; Camelidae
Gene: EIF4EBP2
Product: eukaryotic translation initiation factor 4E binding protein 2
Biological process (GO): negative regulation of translational initiation
Cellular component (GO): cytoplasm
Molecular function (GO): eukaryotic initiation factor 4E binding
Source: RefSeq, a predicted model, not a curated record